UAGGGGAAAAUGAUGUAGUUGUCCACUUGUCCCGUUGAGAAUUCUUUGGGCGGAGGCUAUAUUUAGGGUUUGACACCGCUAUUGACGGAAGAACAAUUUGGAUGAGGAAGACUAAUUCGUCGGCUUUUCUAUCUCUGUAACUCUGGGCUUGCAGAUUUUGUAAAUGGAAUGGUCUCUAUGAAGCAAAACUAAGAAUGAGUUGUUGUAUAUAGUUAUCUUUGAAAUCUUCGAUUUGAAGUUGUUGAUAGGGUUUCACUCUCUAGGAAGAAAUGGAAAUAAACUUAGGAAGGGAAUUGGAUAGUAGCAGGCAUUAUGAUGUUGAUUUGAAAAGAAAAUGGGAGGCUCAAUCUGAGACAUUUAGUAAUGGAACUACCUGCUUAUUGCUACCGAAUAGCUCUCCUCCUAAUUCUUGCACAGACAAGCUUGGCAAGCGAAGAAAGCUGAAUGGAGUCGAAGGCAAAACUAGCUGUGGUGGUUUUCACAUCAGGAAACAUAUGGUUCAACAUUAUCUGAAUUUAAAGAGAAGUGGACCUCCAAAACGUUUAAUGUACUAUCAAAAUGAUGAAUGGACUGACUUUCCUGAGGAUAUUCUUGCAAUCGUUAGAAAAGAUUUCCAGAUGGAGAAAUCAGUUAUAGAGGUAGACUUUUAUGGUAAAAUUUGUGUGCUUGACUUUGUCUCUGUAAUGCUGGUCGACUUGAAGACAGGUUCCCAGCAACCAAUUGCAUGGAUUGAUGAAGCUGGGAACCGUUUUGUCCCUGAAAAUUUUGCAGACUGUGAUGAAGUGGAUGAAUACAAUGACACUAAAAAUGGGAACAAUUACAUUGAGGUAAAUUUGGAUAAUCUAGGCUCCAAUGAUAUGAAGCUGAAAAUUAAGAUUGAAGUAAAUGGAUCAAAUAUCUCCAAGCCAGAGGAAUCAUGUGGGGAGUCCAAUACUCUUGUUAGACUAGUUAACGGUGAUCUUGAACCUGAGGUGAAAGAUUUUAAUAUGGAAAAUAUUGAUCAUUAUGUUGGCUCUUCAGCUGCAAAAUGUGAUGAGGGUUCUGCUGAAAAUGAACAGAGAGAGGAAAAAGCAACAAUGAUUGGUUCCCCUUUGGGCUAUCUGGAGUCCGAUUCAGUGAGGAAAAUGUUUCUUUCAGGCGUUAAGCCAUCUGCACAUGCAUAUAUAAUUGAUGUAUACCGUGACACAAGCAUUCUCAUGAAAGCAAAAUCGGAACUUUUUCUGAAGCAGGCUGAAAUUGUGAAAAAACUGCAUGGGGAUGCCAAUAUCCGAUUUGCGUGGCUUCCUUCUUCUAAAAGUGUACUUUCUAGGAUAAUGAAAUAUGGCCUUGUUAGUUGUGAUACAAUCCAAAUGAAAUCUCCGUAUUGCUAUGGAGUUCAUCUAGUUGCUAUUGAUCAUACUGAGAUCAGUGCAAACUACUGUGAUGUUGACGAAAAUGGUGUACGACACAUGAUAUUGUGCCGAGUCAUUAUGGGAAAUAUGGAGCCAGUUCAUCUUGGAUCUAAGCAGUUCCAUCCCAGCAAUGAGGCUUUUGAUAAUGGUGUAGAUGAUUGUCAAAAUCCAAAGCAUUACAUAGUUUGGAGUAUGAACAUGAACACUCAUAUCUAUCCAGAAUAUGUUGUUAGUUUCAAGUCUUCUUCUGAAGCUGAAGGAGCUCUGGUUGAAAGUGAGAAUCUGACUGAUAUUUCAGGGGUUAGUACUUGUUGUCAGGUGUCUUCAGAUCAGGUAAACAACAACCGUCAAAUUUUACUCCAAAAUCCUCAAGGAAGGGUUCUUCCUAGGAUCCCAAGGUCCCCUUGGAUGCCAUUCCCCAUGUUGUUUGAUGCUAUCUCCCAGGAAGUUGAUCCAGAGAAAAUGCGAAGAAUUAAUAUCAGCUAUGAGUUAUUCAAGAGUAAAAAGAUUAGCCGGGAUGAUUUGGUCAGAAAGCUGAGGUUGACUGUUGGAGAUACCUUAUUGAAGAACACAAUAAUAAGUCUUCAGGCCAAGAUGAUGGCUCAGUCACCUGGUGAAAUUGUCAAUCCACCGAAACCAGAGCCCGGAAACUGAAGAGGAUCCUUAUGUUCAGGUUGUUGAGAAGAGUGGCUUUUGUUAUCUGUACAAGUAGUAUAAUCAUGAAAAAUAUACCCAACUCUUUUCCUUUAAUUGCAGUUACAUAUGUCAAAAUUAAAUACUAGUUUGCCUUUCGUUAAUGCGAAGGAACUUAUUUCAACUCA
This is a messenger RNA of Ipomoea triloba (trilobed morning glory), 2212 nucleotides long. Its product is annotated as inactive poly [ADP-ribose] polymerase RCD1. The transcript has 7 exons. NCBI's taxonomy places the organism in Eukaryota, Viridiplantae, Streptophyta, Magnoliopsida, Solanales, Convolvulaceae. The record is from RefSeq and is a predicted model, not a curated record. Gene Ontology annotation, molecular function: NAD+ poly-ADP-ribosyltransferase activity. Bases 270 to 2045 code for a protein of 591 amino acids.